This is a messenger RNA of Pyrus x bretschneideri (Chinese white pear), 1435 nucleotides long. Its product is annotated as rac-like GTP-binding protein ARAC1. The coding region runs from base 504 to 1097 and encodes 197 amino acids. NCBI's taxonomy places the organism in Eukaryota, Viridiplantae, Streptophyta, Magnoliopsida, Rosales, Rosaceae. Gene Ontology annotation, cellular component: cytoplasmic vesicle; plasma membrane; cell cortex. Gene Ontology annotation, biological process: small GTPase-mediated signal transduction; regulation of cell shape; cortical cytoskeleton organization. Gene Ontology annotation, molecular function: GTP binding; GTPase activity; protein kinase binding. The transcript is spliced from 7 exons. The record is from RefSeq and is a predicted model, not a curated record.
AGAAGGAAAAACAGAGAGCGGAGACGGAGAGGGAGAGAGAGAGAGCGGGAGGAGAGAGAGAGAGAGAGAGGGAGACUCACAGCUAUUUGUCGGGGAGAGUUUGUUGCUCAACGAACGCUUCAACGGCCAAAAAAAAUUCGCGGCCAAAAAAAAAUCCGCCAUUUUUGUCUCGCUCUCUCUCCUCUUUUGUCUUCCGUCGAUCUUCCACAACACCCACAUUUCGCCCAUUUUUCUCCUUUCAAUUUUUCCUUCUGAAAUCCCCCAAUCUUUUUCUCCUCUUUUCUCUUUCUCUCUCUCGAUUUCCCCCCAUUUGCCAAAAUUAGGGUUAGGGUUUCGUUGAGAAUUCGUCCUAAUUUGGAUCGCGCCUCAGAUGUGUAAUUGACGAGGAGGAGGAAGGAGAAGAAGAAGAUCGGGUCCUCAGGUUCGAAGGAGAUCUGGGGCUUGGGGUUUUCUUUCUUUCUUUUGGGUUGGUUUUUUUUUGAGAAAGUGAGAGAACAGCAAAAAUGAGCGCGUCAAGGUUCAUAAAGUGCGUCACGGUUGGGGACGGGGCUGUGGGCAAGACGUGUCUGCUUAUCUCCUACACCAGCAACACCUUCCCCACCGAUUACGUGCCAACUGUUUUCGACAAUUUCAGUGCAAACGUGGUCGUCAAUGGGAGCACUGUUAACCUGGGGUUAUGGGAUACAGCUGGACAGGAGGAUUACAAUAGAUUAAGACCCUUGAGUUAUCGUGGUGCUGAUGUGUUUAUACUGGCGUUCUCUCUCAUCAGCAAAGCCAGCUACGAAAAUGUGUCCAAGAAGUGGAUCCCAGAAUUGAAGCAUUAUGCGCCUGGUGUUCCAAUCAUUCUUGUUGGAACAAAGCUUGAUCUUCGGGACGACAAGCAGUUCUUUAUUGAUCAUCCCGGUGCUGUCCCAAUUACUACCGCUCAAGGAGAGGAACUCAGGAAGCUAAUUGGAGCACCAGCUUAUAUCGAGUGCAGUUCAAAAACUCAGCAGAAUGUGAAAGGGGUCUUUGACGCAGCCAUAAGGGUUGUACUUCAACCUCCGAAGCAGAAGAAAAAGAAGGGCAAAGGGCAGAAGGCAUGCUCCAUAUUGUGAUUUGGAAAAUAGGUGUAAAGAGAUAAUGACCAGCCAUUCUGCAUGUAUUCCCCCACAGCCCUUUGUUCCCUAAAUCUUGUUUUUCCCUUUUGUCCUGAAGAAGCUGGAGUCCGUAAGUUGUCGUGUUUGACAAUCAUAUCGAUCUCUCUGUGAAAGCAUCAGGUGGUUGGGUGUUGCAUUCUUGGAACUGUUGUGAUACCUUAAAUUGUUGAAUUCUAUCGUUGGCAACUUUUUCUGAACUCCGGUUUUGAUUUUUUAUAUGUAUUAAACGACCUUGUUAGGAAACAACCUUGUUUCGCAUCGACACAGUUAUAUUAUUACUAUCUGUUGUACUUGAA